AUGUCCUGCUACGACCUGUGCCUGCCCUCCUCCUGUGCUCCCCGGCCACUGGCCACCAGCUGCAACCAGCCCUGCUUCCGCCGCUGCGGGGACUCCACCGCUGUCAUCCAGCCCCCCGCUGUCGUGGUCACCCUGCCCGGGCCCAUCCUCAGCUCCUACCCUCAGAACACCACGGUGGGCUCCACGGCGUCGGCGGCGGUCGGGAGCUACCUGCGGUGCUGCGGGGUGCCCGUGUCCUCCGGCUGUCCCCGGGGGCUGGGCAAGGUGGGACUGCUGUGCCUGGGCAGCGGGCUCUAG
Messenger RNA from Apus apus (common swift), 297 nucleotides. Its product is annotated as beta-keratin-related protein-like. Gene Ontology annotation, molecular function: structural constituent of cytoskeleton. The transcript has a single exon. The record is from RefSeq and is a predicted model, not a curated record. Gene Ontology annotation, cellular component: intermediate filament. Lineage: Eukaryota; Metazoa; Chordata; Aves; Apodiformes; Apodidae. The coding region runs from base 1 to 297 and encodes 98 amino acids.